Messenger RNA from Folsomia candida, 3022 nucleotides. Its product is annotated as zinc finger and BTB domain-containing protein 41. The transcript has 6 exons. Bases 202 to 2874 code for a protein of 890 amino acids. The record is from RefSeq and is a predicted model, not a curated record. NCBI's taxonomy places the organism in Eukaryota, Metazoa, Arthropoda, Collembola, Entomobryomorpha, Isotomidae.
AAUCGUUCAAUCGCUCACAGAAAAUUAAAUUUGUAAAAAUCGUGUGUAUGUCAAAUGUGAAAUGUGACUAUUUUUUGAACUAUUGUGUCACGGUAUCAGUGUAGAUAUAAUUUGGAGUGCGAAUUUAAUGUUACUUAUUAAAUUCCAAUAUAACAAUGAAAAUUAGUAAUUAAGUAAGGAGGAGGAUAACUCAGUGAAAAGAUGUCGCCCAACUGUUGCACCAUCUGCGCCACCCGUCUCAACAAGGGGAGGACCAAGGCCAAUUUGGGGACAAAGACCACCCAGACCCAAGUUUGGGAACGUCUUAUCCCCAUUUUUCUGGAUGGAGGAGAGUUACGACCAACAAAUACUAUUAAUUUGGCUGAACUUUAUCCACUCCCACUUUUUUGCUGCACUACUUGUCAGAAACUUCUAAAUGAUUUGGAUACAUUGCGGGGAGAACUGGUCAAAACCGUAGAAUCGAUUAGAAGUCUUGUAGCUAAGUCUGGGACUAGUGGUCAGUUUCAACCUGCUAUAUCCUCAUUGAGGGCUCAGCUAAUUGCUGGGACUCGACAUGUCCCCAGCGACGAGGGUACUUCUCAUUUUCAGGAACAAUGCAGUUACAAUGCAGGGAAUAGUCUUCAAUCGGUCAAAUCACUUUCUCCAAAUCGUCGAUCUCAACGGCUAAAGAAAAUGAACCCUACUCCGUCUUUCUUUGCGUCACCCCAAGAGUCAAUUAAUACACCCCAACGAGUAGAGUUGGAUGAGGGAGAAUAUUUCAUGUUGGAGUCCUCAGAACCUCAAAAUUGUCCAGUGAAUAGCAAUUGGGCUGCUGGCGAUAAUGAUGGCGACCAAGAUAUGAACGACUCCAGGAGUGCAAGUUCUUCAAAUUCUUCUCCUGUUCCACCACCACCUAAACGUCAUAAAAAAGGACCCCGGCCAGGAAAAAUGCCUACAGCACAAAGAAUUUCUAUGCUCAAGAAACGUCGCCUCCUCGCUGCUGAAGAAUUUGCUCCAAUCGUAAAAACUAGCGAUGGUCGCGUGUUUUACGAAUCUCAUGAAAUUAUCACCCUCCCUUCUGGAAACAUGCAGUGUGGAACAUGCAACUGGAAGGAGACCAAUAAUCAUGAAGUAAGGCAAUCAGUGAAACAACGCACAGUUAAAAUUCACAUCAAAGGAAUACAUUUAAAUGCAUACAGGUGCAGCCUAUGCAAUGAAAGUAAAAGCUGUUUAAAGAGUUUGAAAAUUCACGAGAAGACCUGUGGAACAAGGACCCGACAUACUCCACGAUAUAAGUGUGAUGGUUGUAAUAAACUGUUCACUUUCGCCCAAAACAUGCGCAAGCACAAGAUUGCGUUGAAAUGUGGCAGUCAAGGUAUACCGCCUUCAAGACUAGCAAUCAAGGCACCGGAAUCAAAUCCGAAUAUUAAAACAAGUUUUAAUGCCAUGUGCUCUAUUUGUGGCCGAUUUGUUCAAGAGGGGUACCUCAGAGAGCAUGAAUUCACCCAUAAGAAUAAAGAAGAAAAGAUCGCAGCUAUUGCCUUAGGCGACUUCCCAGAUCGCCUGAAAUCUUCCAUGUGCCCUCACUGCGGUAAAAUGAUAUCCAAGCCAUAUUUCGCCCUGCACCUUAACUUCCACAAGAAAGGGGAUGAGCAGAAAACAGUCUCCUGUCAGGUCGAAGGAUGUGGACGUGUCUUUUUGAAUAGAAUAAUCCUUCGAGUUCAUGUUAGGAAUGUGCACGAGAUGAAAAAGAGUGAAGUUCAGUUUACAUGUGAAGAACCUUAUUGUCGCAAACGGAAGUUCAGAACACGAAAGUUACUUGUUGCUCAUAGAAGACGGAUUCAUUUCCGAGAAAACCUUACACUGCGGUGUCCUCUGUGCAACUUACCAAGAUCUAGGCAAUACGAUCUUAAUGUGCAUACCAAAAUGCAUCGCGAUAAUAAUCACACGGCGGAAAUGUUUGUAUUUGACUGUCCCCAUUGCAGUACGAAAUUUAUGUCAGAGUAUAGCCGACAUUGUCAUAUCAAGAGGCUGCAUCCCGAAGUAAACAAUAUUGCAAAAGAAAAAAAUAUUGCAAGGCCAGCCAAGAAAAAACAAAAAAUUACUACUGUGACUGAUGAUAAGAUUGGUGUACGUGCUACAAAGAAGACAAAAGCGAAAAAGAGAAAAAUUCAGCAGCCAAAAGUUCGUGGCGAUCUACCAAAACCCCAGAGAAGCCCUUGUUCCAUAUGCUCGCAACCUAUUUUCCCUAGCGAAGUUUCCACUCAUCGAUGGAAUCAUUAUGGACUGCAAGAGUUAAUUGAUGCUGUAAAUUCGAGAGAUAAACUUCCUGCAAUAUUCUUAAAAUCAAAAUUUGCUUUGCUCGCGCACCUAGAGCAGGAUGAUAUCUCCAUUAACUGUAGAAUUUGUGAAAAUACCAGCAGUACGUCAACUAGUUUCCCGACCGUGGUAUCGUUACAUGAUCACAUUGCCACGAACCAUAUUAAUACUGAAAGUCAGAAAGUAGAAAUCGGAAGCAUUUCCGAUUCUGCAUCUCCCCAAACCCCUAAACACCGUACCAGAGCGGAUAUGAAGAAGAUUAGUCAAAUGAAUAUUGAUAAUGCCUCUCAAACGUCAAAGCAUCACAAGAAGCCUUCCUCUUCACUAAAGCCGGUUACAAUUCUACCUAAGGCAAUCCAACCCCAAGCAAUAGUAGCAACAAACCAACCACCAGGAAUUCAAUUUGUCAUACUAGGUGGCCAGGUUGUAGGGACCAUUGCAGGAAAUGGAGCGUUUAAUCCGGUCAUAGCGACUACUAGUAUACCCACAAACGCUAAUGCCUCUCCUGCCGUGAAAAAUAAUGAUAAAUCUGUUCCUGAACCAUCUAGAACAAAAAGUGAUGACGGAAAGAAGUGACCCGAAUGAUCCAUUUUUACUUACUGUUUUGUUUUAUUCAGAACUACAAUUUUUUUAGACUUUGUAUCUGAUCGAUUUGCUCAUGUUUGAGACAAAAAUAUUUUGUCGAGUUAAGGAUUAAAGGAGAAUAAAUAGUCGUCCAAAUGUU